UUGUCACUUUAAACUGGAGGAAAGACAAGCAGCAGACGGGGAGGGCAGAGCAAUUGUUAUUAUCUUUUAUGUGCUGCUUCUUUGGGGAAGGGAAGGUCAGACAUCUGUCACUGCUGUUCUUAGUGAAGGCUGCAGCUCUUGUAUUUGGCUUUUACUUUGCUACUGCGGUUAGAUUUCUGUGCCUUUGCUGCACUCUUGUGGGCGAUACAUCCAGAUGGUAACAGAGCCAGCCUUGAUGUGGAAACUGGCCUCUCCUCCUCCUCCUCCUCUUCGUCCUCCAACCUCCCUGCUCCACGCUGCUUCCUCUUCCUGGCUCACACGGCCCCUGGGAAGGAGAGAUGAGGGAGACCUCUGAUACUGGAAGUCUCUGGAUCCUGCGAGGCUUCCACAGCCGUGUAUUCCUUCUGUUUGACCUCAUUCAAUAAUCCUACAAUGAACUGAGAUAAAGACUACAUUCUGUGGAGCAUGGAGGCAAUCACAAUGAUGGGCAGUCCAAAGAGUAUUACUGAAUCCUUUCUGCCAAAUGGCACAAAUGGGGUAAAGGAAGACAAGACCACAAUUGGGAUCUUAGGAAGUGGAGAUUUUGCCAAGUCCCUGACAAUAAGGCUCAUAAGGUGUGGGUACCAUGUGGUCAUUGGAAGCAGAGACCCAAAAUGUGCAGCAGAUUUCUUCCCCCAUGUUGUCGACGUAACGCACCAUGAAGAUGCAAUUUUGAAGGCAAAUAUUAUAUUUAUUGCAAUACACAGAGAACAUUAUUCUUCCUUGUGGGAUGUUAAACAUUUGCUCUCAGGAAAAAUACUAGUGGACGUCAGCAAUAACAUGCGGGUGGAUCAGUACCCAGAAUCGAAUGCCGAAUACCUGUCUUCAUUGUUUCCAGAUUGCCAUGUGGUGAAAGGGUUUAAUGUUACCUCAGCGUGGGCACUACAGCGCGGACCUAAAGAUGCCAGCAGCCAGGUGUAUAUCUGCAGCAAUAAUGUCCUUGCUCGUCAACAAGUCAUUGAACUGGCUCGAAAGAUGAACUUCAUUCCGAUUGACUUGGGAACAUUGUCUUCAUCAAGAGAGAUUGAAAACAUCCCUUUGCGCCUAUUCACACCUUGGAAAGGCCCUGUAGUAAUAUCAAUAGGCCUUGCUACGUUUUUCUUCAUUUACACUUUUAUUCGGGAUAUUAUUCACCCAUACGUCAGAAAUCAACAGAGCGACUUCUACAAGAUUCCUAUUGAAAUUGUGAACAAGACUUUGCCGAUAGUAGCGAUCACCCUUCUGUCUCUGGUUUACCUUGCCGGCCUUCUGGCUGCAGCUUACCAGCUCUACUAUGGUACAAAGUACAGACGCUUUCCUCCAUGGCUGGAGAGCUGGCUGGAGUGUAGAAAACAACUGGGCUUGCUAAGCUUCUUUUUUGCUUGCGUUCACGUUGUAUACAGCAUGUGUUUGCCAAUGAGGAGGUCGGAACGUUAUUUGUUUCUUAAUAUGGCCUAUCAACAGGUUCAUGCAAAUGUUGAGAAUUCGUGGAAUGAGGAAGAGGUGUGGAGAAUAGAAAUGUACAUCUCCUUUGGAAUAAUGAGCCUGGGACUACUCUCCCUGCUGGCAGUGACCUCCAUCCCAUCUGUCAACAACGCCUUAAACUGGAGAGAAUUUAGCUUCAUUCAGUCUACCCUUGGAUAUGUUGCUUUACUGAUAAGCACCUUCCAUGUUUUAAUCUAUGGCUGGAAACGAGCUUUCGAAGAAGACUACUACAGAUUUUACACCCCUCCAAGCUUUGUGUUGGCUCUUGUGCUCCCUACCAUAGUGAUUGUGGGUAAGAUUAUUUUGCUGUGCCCAUGCAUUAGCAAGAGACUGAGGAGGAUAAAAAGAGGCCGGGAGAAAAAUCAUUUCAAAGAGAACACAAGUGGAUCUGCAGCCCACGUAUCUCCUGAGAGGGUCACAGUUAUGUGAUGGUUACUGGAGACGAACUGUACCUGAAAUUCAAAAUGAUAUUGCCAAAGGAUCCCCCAAAUAUAUGAAAGUCUAUACAGCAGCAGAUACACCCAGUUAUGUUACAGUGAUGGCUAGUUUUCUAACUGAAAAUCAUGGAAGGAUCAUUCCAAAAAAUAAGGCUCGCCAGAUGGAUGGGGAGAUACAGAUGAUAACUAGUGAUGGUCGCAUUUGCGCAGUUUCGCUUCGACGGAAAAUUCGCAAAUUUCCCGCGAAAUUCGCCAAACGGCAAAAAAUUCACGAAACGGC
Molecule: messenger RNA, 2220 nt
Organism: Xenopus laevis (African clawed frog)
Lineage: Eukaryota; Metazoa; Chordata; Amphibia; Anura; Pipidae
Gene: steap2.L
Product: metalloreductase STEAP2
Exons: 5
Coding region: 466-1932 (488 amino acids)
Biological process (GO): copper ion import
Cellular component (GO): plasma membrane; endosome membrane; endosome
Molecular function (GO): ferric-chelate reductase (NADPH) activity; cupric reductase (NADH) activity
Source: RefSeq, a predicted model, not a curated record